Molecule: messenger RNA, 2565 nt
Organism: Lepisosteus oculatus (spotted gar)
Lineage: Eukaryota; Metazoa; Chordata; Actinopteri; Semionotiformes; Lepisosteidae
Product: potassium channel subfamily K member 16-like
Biological process (GO): potassium ion transmembrane transport; stabilization of membrane potential
Cellular component (GO): plasma membrane
Molecular function (GO): potassium ion leak channel activity; outward rectifier potassium channel activity
Source: RefSeq, a predicted model, not a curated record
UCAAAUAUUAACUAGUGUUCUGCUGACAUGAGGCAGCUUCCUCAUCAGUGAAGUGUGAAGGGGGUGGUGAUUGAUAGAGUCGCUUACCGUCUAGAAACAGCCCGGUGUCCCGGACAGAAAGAGCCUGCAGCUCCUCAGUCACAUUGGAAACCCAUCUGAUGCCUGUGCAACAGCUUGAUGGAAAGGGCAUUGUGUUUUCUGAAAGGGUGCUUCCUUGCUUGAGCUCUACUUGAAGUGUGCAGCAAAAAGGCAUUCAUCAUAGCACUUGAGGGACUUUGGUUCUGCCUUUACCCAAAGACAGAGGGAAACAACGCAAGUAUUUAUGCAGUUUUUAAGAGAAGAUUCCUUGUCCUAAGUCGUCGCGAGCAGUGCGCUGCAGGAAUGGGAAACUGCACAAAGACAUAAUUAUUUCUCUUCCGCGCCUGCGGUUCCAUGCCACGCCUUUCUUAUGACUAACUUUGCAAUCUAGAGCCCCUCUGACAGCUCUGCUGUCUGAAUAUUCUCCUGGAGCGGCUUCAGCGCCACCAUCCCUCUGACUCCUGCAGCCCCCUCUCUGGGUCUGACGUAACCCUGCGCUGGGGGAUUAUGGCUCGCUUCCACGCCAACAUGCGGGUCAGCUGGACCGCCCUGCUGGUUCUGGGCUACUUCCUCUACCUGCUGGUCGGUGCCACAAUCUUCCAGAUCCUGGAGAGGGCGGCGGAAAGCCAGAACCGGAACCACUUCCAACUGGAGAAGCUGACGUUCCUCAAGAACUACAGCUGUCUGGACGGACCAGCUCUGGAGCGGUUUGUGCAGGUCAUUCUGGAUGCCUGGGAGAAGGGAGUGAAUCCAUCAGGGAAUUCCACCAACCCCAGCAACUGGGACUUCAGCAGCUCCUUCUUCUUUGCUGGGACAGUCAUCACCACCAUAGGUUAUGGGAACCUGUCCCCUAGCACGGUGUCAGGCCAGGUGUUCUGUGUGUUCUACGCCCUGUGUGGGAUUCCCCUCAACCUGGCAUUCCUCAAUCAGCUGGGCAAGGGCCUGACCGCUCACCUGGGCCGCCUGGAGAGGAGCGUGCUCACCGCAGGCCGCCACGAGCAGACAGUGAAGGUCCUGGCCAUGUCUUCGUUCCUGGUGAUGGGUACCCUGCUGUUCCUGGUCUUCCCCCCCGUCAUAUUCAGCUAUGUGGAAGGCUGGAGUUAUGGAGAGGGAUUUUACUACGCCUUCAUCACUCUCAGCACCAUUGGCUUUGGGGAUUAUGUCGUAGGGACGGAUCCAGACAAGCACUACAUCUCCAUCUACCGCAGCCUGGCUGGCGUGUGGAUCAUCUUCGGCCUGGCCUGGCUAGCCCUGCUCUUCAACCUGGGGGCCAGCGUGAUGGAGCACCUGUUCCAGCUCAGGCACAGCCCCCGCCGGCUGCAGCGCCAGGCAGGGGGCCCCAGCAAGCAGGGAGAGGUCCAGGAGCAGAGACCCGCCCAGCAGACAGUGUGAGGGGCGGCCCAGCAGGCAGGACCCUGUGGGGGCUGUGCGCCUACGUGAGCUCCAGAACGGGUCGAUGGGGGGGAGUAGACUGGAGCCCCAGCGGCUAUACCCGGAGCAAUGGAAGGUCCCCACCACAGGACUCAUGGUGCUGAUCCGUGGGUGAGCCAUGACACCCCUGCUGUCAUGAAGUGGAGGAGAAAAUGGCUGCCACUGGGCUCUCUGAUGCGAUGGCCUUGCGGGUCUCUUCUCAGCUUCUUGAGGAAGCUCAUAUAUCCAGAAAUGUUGUACCUCUGUAAAGUACGAUGUGCAUACAACACACGAUACGUUUAGAACUGUCAAGGUUCCAUUUACAAGUUUGUUAUGUCUUUUUUCAUACACAGGGUUCGUUAUGACAGAGCCACACCUGUAUACCGAGCACUGCCAAGCACUCUGACAGCUGAGCUGCUGUGCCAGGGUUUCAUCUGCUGUGAGCAAGUCUUCAGCAGAGGACCAGGAGACAGCCUUGUGCAAAUUCAGCCGUUAUUGACCCCAGCACACACAGCCACACAGCGCUGGGACUGCCCCGCAGACAGUGCUAAAGUUUUCUAAUUCUUUUACACAGUACAGCCUCAUGAGUACAUGAAAGUUUGGUUUGUUUCAGGCUCAGGUGGUUUUCGUCAUUUCCUUUUGAAGCUGAUCAUUUCUUAAUGACCUAGUUAUGAGCAAAUUUACUGCUGUUUUCACAAAGUCAUUUCUUAAUGUACUUUAACAAACCUUAAGGCAGUUUAGUAACUGACACAGAGCUGCUUAGCUGAGUUAACAUAUUCCAAUAAUAAGUCCACAGAAAACAAAAAGAAAACAUUUGAACUGCGCCAUAAACUAGUGCUCAAAGAAAAUCGCUCAAAGAACAGACUGCGGAAUUUAAUUGAGUAAUGUCAAGGCAAAAUAUGUGUUGCUUUUUUGUUCUCUUAAAUCACAGCCUUUUUAAACAAUGUUGUGUGUAUAUUCCUGGGUGCUGUCAGGAACAAAACCUUCAGGAACAAUGAGGUCCCUAUCAUAGCCAAUAAUUAAAUAACACACCUGAAGAAGGCUCCAUGGCCAAAACGUUGUGUUCUAUAAUCUUCU